Penicillium hordei is the source of this 411-nucleotide messenger RNA. RefSeq lists its product as uncharacterized. NCBI's taxonomy places the organism in Eukaryota, Fungi, Ascomycota, Eurotiomycetes, Eurotiales, Aspergillaceae. The record is from RefSeq and is a predicted model, not a curated record. The transcript is spliced from 2 exons. Bases 1 to 411 code for a protein of 136 amino acids.
AUGGCACAGGGAAGUCAGGGUCACCAGUUUGGAAGCCAGGGUAUACUGGCAGCAAAGAGAGAAUGGGUUGAAACGGACCCGAGAACGAAGGAUAAGAAAAGGAUUCUAGGAAAGCAAAUUGCUUCAGGAAAGCCUUUCAUCAAAACCGCAAAGAGCAAAGAGUGGGAGGCCAGGGAGGCGAGACGUGGCUCAAAGAGCGGACACACCAAUGUCCGCUUUUUCGAGGUCGCUAUUCCAUGUAAUCGGCACCAGCGAACGAAACGUGUUAGCUGGAGAAAACUGGAAACAUGGCGGAAAUUGGCUGGUGAGAGGACUGAACGGGGUGUUGUCCCGUCUGCUCAAAGGGAGUAUCUCUUCCUCCAUCUUAUUCCAAAGACAUACAUUUCUGAGGUGAAUUGGAGGAUGGCUUGA